AAAUUACAUUAUUUAUGUAAAAGUAUUUAAAGGUUUAAAUAAUGCGUACCGUUUAAUAUAUACUAUAAAGAAAUAAUAAUCUCUGCAACAUAUACGUACGAGUAUGGGGCUGUAGUUUUAUUACAAGUGUUGGUCUACUAAAAUGGAAAUUGGCAUUGUUUUAAGCUAAUUAGAAAAGCAUGAGAAGAUAUGGCUGAUAGCAAUGAUCUUUAUGAACAACAGCUCUUUGCUGUAUUUGAGAGCUGUUUGGCCAAAGGAGAAAAUGAACUCGAUGAAAAUGAUUUGUUUUCAAUUUGUAAUAAAUUACAUCUCGAUGAAUUAAUUGAAGAAUUGAAAUCUUGCAUUCACAAACAUUGUCCAGAUAAACAAACUAUAUCUUUUCAAGAAUUUCGCGACGGUUUAUUACUUUUGUUGAAAAAAUUCCAAGGAUUGAUUACCGAUAAACAGCAUAUUGUACAGCCGUGCUAUAAUUUAACUAGCGAUAUCGAGAAGAGGGAGAUCUCGAUCGAUGGUCAGAGUAUUUCAGACAUUCAUUUUCAAGACAUGAAAAUUAGUAUUACAAUGGAUGAGAAAAGGUUGACAAACUUGUGGGAUAAAAUAAAGGUUUACUUGAAGGAUAACAUAGAUCCUACAGCAAUACAAUUUAUAUCAAAUUGUUUAGGAAUUCCACAACUUCCAAAGCAAAUAACAGAAUCUAUCUUUGAGAGACUUGAUCAGAAUUGCGAUGGGUUGAUAAGCUUCGACGAGUUUGUAAUUAUAUUUCAAAAGAGAAAAAGUAUAGAAGCUUCGCAAACGAAUAGCGCAUCUGAUAACAAUAUUGUAAAUUGUGAUGUUAAUACUUUAGAUUUUACUACAUGUAAAUCUCCUAGAAUGAGCUCGGUACAGCUUAAUAGAACUAUAAAUAAGGAACAAGUUGCUAAUGUAUCUGAUAUAACUGUGCUGUCAUCUAACAGAGAUUUUAACGCUUUGAAUACUAAUCUCGCGGAAAUAACAAAUAUCAUAUGCAACGAACUCAAGAAUUUGAAUGAAUCGUUUGAUAAUAAUACCAUUCAAUCUCAUAUUACUAUACUGCAAGAAAUGAUUGUUGCUCAUCAUGAGGAGCAACGCAAUUUAAAUGCUGCGAUGGAAAACAUGAAAGUGGAGAGAGAAAAGAUGCGUCUCGACAUGUUGGAAGCAAACGAACGGGCAAAUUUAUUGGCGCAGGAAAUUGAUGACUGUCAGGUUCAAUUGGAAAAAACCAAGAGAAAUCUACAGAGACAGAACGAACAACGUUAUGCUGAAAUUACAAAAGAAUUGUCGGAUCAGUUCAAUGUUGAACGAGAAAUGAAUGCUGCAGCGCUAAAAUUAAAAGACGAUCAGUUACAGACAUUACAGAGAGAGAAUCACGACAUGAAGAAUAAAAUUGUAAAUAUAUUGCAGGAGAAUCAGGUGCUCGAAGCGGAAAAUAAGUCUCUUCUCAAUCAAAUUGAAAAGCUGCGGCAGUCUAAUAAUGAUUUGUUAACACAGGUAAAGGUAUUAGACGCGGAACACGACGAGAUACAGAGUAUAGAAGCGAAGCAACAAAAGCAAGUUGAUUUCUUUGUCAAUCGUAUCAAACAGUUGCAGUCGGAAAUAAUUCUCUUGCGUGAUCAAAAUGACGAACUUAAUACGGAAGUGGAAAAUUUAAAAUGUCACGGCGAAGAUAUAAAGGUGAAAUACGAAGCACCAGUCGAUCCACUCGAAACUCUUGUUUCGUUGUGCGAUCGAAAUGAAAAUUAUGCAUCGAUGCAAGCACACGAUUUUGAAGUGGAUCAACAGGUCACCGAUUCAAAAGUAUCGUUUGGUUUUGGAUCACCAAUGGGAAAAGGGCGACAAACCGAUAUAUUAAAUUCUAAUGGAACGGAAUGCAAAAGAUUUGGAGAUACAGUUAUAAAAGAUCUGGAAAAUGUGCUGUUAACAACAAGUACCAAAUGCAUUUCGGAGAAAUGUGCUUUGAGAGAUGGUAUAUCGAGAUUAAUUGCUAAUCUGCAAUCAAAUUUUAUAUUACGUUCCUCUUCCACGCGAGAUUUCGGAAAGAGUAUAGCGUCUGAACUCGAAUUGGAAUGCGAGGAACGAACUAACGAAUCCUUGCGUGAUUUAGUCGUUUCGAAGAUGCCAAAGUCGAAUACUUUCGCGAAACGUAUCGCGGUAUCGAGCAGCGUGGAAGAUUUCACUAAUCAAGACGCGAAGGACAUGACGCAAAAUAAGAUGACGAGUCUUAGAGAUUAUCCACCGCGGAAAGAAGAACAUUCCGCGGAUCAAUGUAAAAAUAAGGAAAAAAUUAAUUCUUCCAAUACUACCGAAGUUGAAAACAUUCCAAAAGCUAUAACUACAAAUGUAGAAUUAUUAGAAAUUGAAAAGAAGCAAUUAAUCGAACGUUGCCAAGAGCUCGAACGAAGCUUAGACCUGUUAAAAACGGAAUACGAAGAAUGUGAAGAUUAUUGGGCUGCCAAAUUGGAAGAGGAAAGACAACUCUUUGAGCAAGAACAAAAAAUAAGUGACGAUAAACUUGCCGAGCUUAUUAAUAAAAUAGUAGAAUACGAGGAAUUAAUUAGUCCUUCGGAUAAGUCAAAAAAUGGUGGCGGACGAUUGUCUCCGAUAGAAGAAAAAUUUACUUUGGAACAGCAGUACAUAGCUCUUGAGGAAGAAUUCGAAAAGUGGAAAAUAAAAACUGAAAACGAUAUUUCUCAGAAGAAUCUGGAAAUUGAAGAUUUGCACGAAAAAUUAAGAUUGGCACAACAGCCAAUUACAAAUGAUUCCUAUGUACAAGUGCCGGAUGAAAUAUUUUUGCCGACAAUGUCAGAUUCGUCACACUAUAAAUCUUCCAGUACAUCUAGUAUAUUAUCUACCAACGAACCCCUCGUGGAUCCAUGCGGUACAAUCUGUCAUACGCAUCAUAUCCCUUCAAUAGAAUUUCUACUAUCCAACGAUUCCAAUAGACUAUUGAAACAAAAAGAUCGUACAGACGAUCAUGAUUCGUAUAGUAUCAAAUGUCGUGAAAUGAAAGAUAUGAAAGCUAUAAACAAGCAUCAUAAGAUGGGAGAAAUAUGUCAAAAUAAUUCACGUAUUAGUGCAAAGACUAUGAUAGGAAUAAAGGAGGAAGAUCAGUGCGACUCGGAAUUUAAAUUUACACGUGACGUAAUGAAAGAAAUUAACUGUCCGUGCGUACAGAAUAAUACACAGCAACAUGUAAGCUGCGUCGAUCUAAGCGUCUUGCAAGAUUUAAAAAUGAAACUUUACACACAAGAACGCAAAAAACGACAUUUACAGCAUUGUAUUAAACAGCAACGGCAGUCCAUCGAGAAACUCUUGCAAGGUAUUAUGGCGCAGCAUCAGACAGAAGUACAUGAAUUACAGUGCCUUCUUCGUAAUAGUCAAGGGAGGCUUCAAAUGCAGGUUCAAACAAUUAUUGAUCAGGCUGAUAAAUUAACCAGUGCUGACGUAUUAGUGAAGAACUUGUACAUAGAAAACGCAUGUCUAACGGCACAUGUGAAACGUUUGCAAGAACGAUGUCUCGACCUGAGCGGCCUCGAUGUGGGAACGACUUCAAUAUGAUGUUUAAAUAGC
Molecule: messenger RNA, 3585 nt
Organism: Camponotus floridanus (Florida carpenter ant)
Lineage: Eukaryota; Metazoa; Arthropoda; Insecta; Hymenoptera; Formicidae
Gene: Bsg25D
Product: blastoderm-specific protein 25D
Exons: 5
Coding region: 190-3573 (1127 amino acids)
Biological process (GO): microtubule anchoring at centrosome
Cellular component (GO): centrosome
Molecular function (GO): calcium ion binding
Source: RefSeq, a predicted model, not a curated record